Molecule: messenger RNA, 2221 nt
Organism: Tinamus guttatus (white-throated tinamou)
Lineage: Eukaryota; Metazoa; Chordata; Aves; Tinamiformes; Tinamidae
Source: RefSeq, a predicted model, not a curated record
UCUCAAAUAUUCAUUCUGAUUUCCGUGUGAUUUGGGUUUCAGUGCAAGAGACUGCUGAGUUGCAUGGAUGUUGAUUGUAUGGAUCACGAGGGCUGGAUUGGAGGAUCCCUAGAUGUUCUCAGCCGUAGUGAGAGGCAGACCCCUGGAUCUUGCAACAUAAGGUGUGGCUAUCAUAAGCUAAAAAAUAUGUCCAUUAGAGGCCUGAAGAAGAAACAACCAAGGACUUUUAAAGUCAAAAUCAUAACAGUGGAUGCUGAAAUGGAGUUCAGCUGUGAGAUGAAGUGGAAAGGAAAGGACUUGUUUGAUCUGGUGUGCCGAGCACUUGGUCUGAGGGAGACUUGGUUCUUUGGCUUGCAGUAUACAAUAAAAGGAAUGUGCACCUGGCUAAAGAUGGACAAAAAGGUAUAGAAAAUGAAAGGAGAACAAAAAGUAAUACAGCAAUUUCUACUUCUAAAAAGGUUUCUUUUAGUGGGUUAGGAACUAUUACAGGAGAUUACCCAGCAUUUAUUCUUCCUUCAGGUUAAGAAACAGAUACUGGAUGAAGAAAUUUAUUGCUCUCCAGAGGCAACAGUUUUACUGGCUUCUUAUGCUGUUCAGGCCAAGUAUGGUGACUACGAUCCAAAUUUUCAUGAGCCAGGCUUUCUAGCCCAUGAUGAGCUUUUACCCAAAAGGGUCCUCAGGCAGUAUCAGUUGACGGCAGAGAUGUGGGAAGAAAAGAUUACUGCUUGGUAUGCUGAGCACAGGGGUAUUGCCAGGGAUGAAGCUGAAAUGAACUACCUGAAAAUUGCCCAAGACUUGGAAAUGUAUGGUGUCAAUUACUUUCCCAUUGCUCAAAAUAAAAAUCACACAGAUCUCCUCCUUGGAGUUGAUGCCAAAGGUAUUCAUAUCUACAGUAUUAAUAACAGAUUCUCUCCGAAUAAGUCAUUUGAGUGGAGUGCUAUCAGAAAUAUUUCCUAUAGUGAGAAAGAGUUAACUAUUAAACCUCUUGACAAAAAAGCAGAAGUCUUCAAGUUCUUUUCCUCCCAGCUCAAAGUAAACAAAUUGAUUUUGCAGUUGUGUAUUGGAAACCACGACCUAUUUAUGAGAAGAAGAAAAGUGGACUCAAUAGAGAUACAGCAAAUGAAAGCACAGGCCAGGGAGGAAAAAGCUAGAAAAAAGAUGGAGAAUCAAAGGCUUGCCAGGGAGAAGCAGCUCCGAGAAGAAGCUGAGCGAGCCAAAGAAGAGUUGGAAAGGCGUCUCUUCCAGCUGGAAGAUGAAGCCAGGCAAGCCAAUGAGGCCCUGCUACGAUCCCAGGAAGCAGCAGAGUUGCUGGCUGAGAAAGCUCAGAUUGCAGAAGAGGAGGCCAAAUUGCUGGCUCAGAAUGCAGCAGAAGCUGAGCAAGAGCGACAGAGGCUGGAGAUUACAGCUCUGAAAACCAAGGAAGAGAAACGCCUGAUGGAGCAAAAGAUGAGGGAGGCAGAGCUGAUAGCAGUGAAGCUGGUGAAGGAAUCAGACCGGAGAGCAAAGGAAGCAGAGCAUCUCAAACAAGACCUGCAUGAAGCCAGAGAGGCUGAACGGAAAGCAAAGCAGAAACUCUUAGACAUAACCAGGCUCAAUUAUCCCCACAUGGUCAAGUACCCGCAAUACUCACCAACCGACACCAGAGAUGCCAACUUUGACAAAGGGUCUGUAAAGCUGGAUUUGAAAGACAUCGACCUCAAGAGACUGUCCUUUGAGAUUGAAAGGGAAAGGUUAGAUUACAUAGAAAAGAGCAAAAAAUUUGAAGAUCGAUUGAAAGAACUGAAGUCUGAAAUUCAUGCAUUGAAAUUAGAAGAAAAACAGUCUGGACUUUACUGUCAUUGGAAUGAAGUACUGGGGUCCUUGGAUCGCUCCUUAGGAAAUACCUCGUGGAUGAAAACCUUUGAAACGAGAGAUUCAUUGGAUAUAAAUCUUCAAAGACCUUUCCCUGCUUACUCGUUAAAUACCACAAGCAGCUGGCCUUGUACCAACAAAGCUCAGCACACAUUGCCAGUAGAAAAGUCAUCUUUUCCAGCAAAUUCCUUGAUUGCCAACAGUGUGGGCACAGGAACCAGAAAACAGAUUAUAAAGUUUCAGCAGCACGACUCGGAUGUGAUCUACAUCUGAAGCCUCUCACUUCCUUACCAGCCUGGUGGACCCUGGUGACAAUCUGUUUGGCUGCUGUAAAAUGCACCUCUGCUAGGACAUCUGCACAGCUCUGCUG